Solenopsis invicta (red fire ant) is the source of this 918-nucleotide messenger RNA. RefSeq names its product proteasome subunit alpha type-2 (gene Prosalpha2). Gene Ontology annotation, biological process: ubiquitin-dependent protein catabolic process. Gene Ontology annotation, cellular component: proteasome core complex; proteasome core complex, alpha-subunit complex. The coding region runs from base 106 to 810 and encodes 234 amino acids. Lineage: Eukaryota; Metazoa; Arthropoda; Insecta; Hymenoptera; Formicidae. The record is from RefSeq and is a predicted model, not a curated record. The transcript is spliced from 3 exons.
UUCAGAAGUGAUUCUCGAGCACUGUCGAAUCAUUUCUAGCAAGCUUCGUGGUAUUUGUAGUGUGUCGUUGGUGUGUCGUGUUCGUAUUGUUGCAAAGUAAUUGUCAUGGCUUCAGAACGAUACAGUUUUUCGUUAACAACCUUUAGCCCGUCAGGCAAGUUAGUGCAAAUAGAAUAUGCCUUGGCUGCGGUAGCCGCCGGUGCGCCAAGCGUGGGCAUCAAGGCGUUAAACGGCGUAGUCCUUGCUACGGAAAAUAAACACAAGUCCAUCCUCUACGAUGAGCAUAGUGUCAGCAAGGUUGAAAUGAUCACGAAGCACAUUGGCAUGGUCUACAGCGGUAUGGGUCCUGAUUACAGACUGUUAGUGAAGCAAGCACGGAAAAUGGCACAACAGUAUCUCCUAGUGUAUCGAGAACCUAUCCCGACUGCGCAACUCGUGCAACGUGUGGCAAUGGUCAUGCAAGAGUACACACAAUCUGGAGGUGUUAGACCUUUUGGAGUGUCUCUUUUGAUUUGUGGUUGGGACAAUGACAGGCCCUAUUUGUUCCAAUGCGAUCCGUCUGGCACAUACUUUGCAUGGAAGGCAACCGCAAUGGGUAAAAAUUUCAUUAAUGGCAAAACGUUCCUUGAAAAGAGGUACAGUGAAGAUCUGGAAUUAGACGACGCCGUUCACACUGCUAUUCUGACCCUGAAAGAAGGCUUCGAGGGACAGAUGACUGCGGACAAUAUCGAAGUCGGCAUUUGUGACGCAAAUGGAUUCAGAAAAUUGGAUCCAUCCAACGUCAAGGAUUAUCUCGCGAAUAUUCCUUAAGCUUAUGAAAAUUUUCUUUUUUUUUAAAUAUGUUCUCAAACUAAAACGUCGUAAUCGUUAAUAAAUUUGAAUUAAAUUCUUGCAAUAAAUAUCCUGUCAAAAGUAAAA